Sphaeramia orbicularis (orbiculate cardinalfish) is the source of this 2921-nucleotide messenger RNA. It is a transcript of the gene ssh1b, whose product is annotated as slingshot protein phosphatase 1b. The coding region runs from base 339 to 2840 and encodes 833 amino acids. NCBI's taxonomy places the organism in Eukaryota, Metazoa, Chordata, Actinopteri, Kurtiformes, Apogonidae. The transcript has 15 exons. The record is from RefSeq and is a predicted model, not a curated record. Gene Ontology annotation, molecular function: phosphatase activity; actin binding. Gene Ontology annotation, biological process: negative regulation of actin filament polymerization; protein dephosphorylation.
CCCGGUUUGUUUGUCUGUCUGCGCUCCGGCGAUGAAAUCUGGGCACCGCACAGCUCCGUCCUAAAGCGGGGUGCAUGUGUCCUCAGUGUCCGCUGCUGAUGAGGACUCCCCCCGCCGGGCUGAGGACGCACGGAGCCGGACGCACAGGGACCGGGACGCACCGGGAGCGGCACCGGCCCAUCCCCGGCGGAAGGCGCUGUUGGAUGGGGCACGGACUACGCAUUUUCUCCCCGGUGACAGAGACAAUCUCGGCGCAUCUUCACGGAUAGGGGCCCCUCCUUCUCCUCCUCCUCCUCCCUCCUUGCUCCAUCCCAUCCCCUCUCUCCAGACCUCCGACCAUGGCCCUGGUGACUCUGCAGCGGUCCCCCACCCCCAGUGCAGCAUCUUCAUCCAGCACCACCAACAGCAGUGCGGGGGAGGAUUUUGGGAGCGAUGAUGACAGGAAAAAUAAUCAGAGUCUCAGUGAGAGCUUCUUCAUGGUUAAAGGGGCUGCCCUGUUCCUCCAGCAGGGCAGCAGCGCGCAGGGACCAAAGACCCCCACCCACCACAAACAUGCAGGGGAUUUACCUCAGCACCUGCAGGUCAUGUUCAAGAUCCUCCGCUCUGAAGAUCGCAUUAAGUUGGCUGUUCGUUUAGAAAGCGGCUGGUCUGAGCGCGUGCGUUACAUGGUCGUCAUCUACACCAACGGUCACCAAGACACAGAGGAAAACAUCGUCCUGGGAAUGGACUUCACAGACAAGGACAGCAGGAGUUGUUCUAUUGGGAUGGUUCUGCCGUUAUGGAGCGACACCAACAUACACUUAGAUGGAGACGGAGGCUUCAGUGUGAACACAGCUGGGAGGUCACAUGUCUUCAAGCCUGUAUCUGUGCAGGCCAUGUGGUCCGCCCUGCAGGUCCUCCAUAAGGCAUGUGAGGUGUCACGUCGGUUCAACUAUUUCCCAGGGGGCAUUGCUCUCACAUGGAUGGCCUUCUAUGAGAGCUGCAUCACAUCAGAACAAAGCUGCAUCAAUGAGUGGAACGCUAUGACCGACCUGGAGACCACCAGGCCCGACUCACCCACCAUGUUUGUGGACCGACCGACUGAACGGGAGAGAACUGAGUGUCUGAUUAAAGCCAAACUGCGGAACAUCAUGAUGUUUCAGGACCUGGAGAACAUCACUUCAAAGGAGAUCCGUAACGAGCUGGAGCAGCACAUGAGCUGUAACCUCACAGAAUACAAGGAGUUCAUCGACAAUGAGAUGCUUUUGAUUCUGGGUCAGAUGGACAAGGCCACGCCCAUCUUUGACCACGUCUACCUGGGGUCUGAGUGGAAUGCAUCAAAUCUGGAAGAUCUACGAGACUGUGGAGUUGGUUACAUCCUGAACGUUACAAGGGAGAUAGACAACUUCUUCCCAGGGAUGUUCUCCUACCAUAACGUCCGUGUGUAUGAUGAGGAGGCCACGGACCUUCUGGCCCACUGGAACGACACCUACAACUUCAUAGUCAAAGCCAAGAAGAACAGCUCUAAGUGCCUGGUGCACUGUAAGAUGGGUGUGAGCCGCUCGGCCUCCACCGUUAUCGCCUAUGCAAUGAAGGAGUACGGCUGGUCUCUGGAGAAGGCCUACACCUUUGUCAAACAGAAGCGCAGCAUAGCUCAGCCCAACGCUGGGUUCAUGAGGCAGCUGGCAGAGUACGAGGGCAUCCUGGACGCCAGUAAACAGCGCCACAACAAACUGUGGAGGCCUGGGACCGAUGAGGAGAGCUCCGAUGAUUUGCAGGCGUCGGGUCACUGCACUGGUGGGGAGGAGACCCCCGUGCUCAGAGAGGAUGAAGCCUGGGGGGGCUGUGGGGCGUCUCCAUGCAGGAACAUGGGUUUGGAGAUGGAGCCCCUGGACUCCCUGAACUACAACUAUUACUUCAGACGUUUGUCGGACUCUGCUCUGGACAGUGAACCCUCCACUCCAGUCCGCGGACCCCCUCUGCUCGGUAUGGAGAGGGUUUUCAUCGAGAUUGAAGACGUGGAGAGAGAUGCUCUCCUUGAGGACGAGGGCUUCCCCAUGGCACAUCUGGUGUUACCUGGAGAAGGAACAGCAGCUCAGACAUGUGGACGCCUUGACCCUCUGGAGGACAUGAGGCUGAGGCUGGAGUUCAGCACCCUGGAGGAGGAGGACGAGGAGGAGGCCAAGAAGGAGGAGGCUGAGAUGGCAGCUCUGGCCCAAACACCAGGAGGUACCGACGGAAAGAUGUCAGGAGACGAGGCUGAGAGGAGGGAGGAGAGCCGCUUAGGCUUAGCCAACCUCAACACCAACAACAGCAACCGACUGGCCGCCAAACGCAGCUGUCCUGCAGCCUUUGACGACAGUGCCAGCACCGGAAACCCUCUGAAAGUCAAGCCUUCCUAUCAGUCCUGUAAAGACUGCCUGCGUUUACCACAAGGGCGGCGCUGCGACCGGCCAGCAGGAGGACGUUCUCACCGCAUUAACCCCUCCCGUCACUGCACCGUCCCCUCCAUAUACAUAGACCCCCCUGGGACCAGUUUUACUCCCAGCCCGGUUCUGCUGUCGGCCCCGGUGGUCGUCCCUCACAGCUGUGGUCAUCUGUGCCGCUGUACUUCCUGCGUCGCUGGCGUCCCGCUGACCGGCCGACAAAAGCCAGUCUCACCGAUGAGCCUGGAGGACACUGAGGACAUGGCUGAACCCCCGGGCCCGGCUGAAGGUUUAAGUGUGUACUGUGGAGGGGCAGCGCAGCUCCAACAGCAGCUGCACAUGCCCGAACUGGGGAUCGAAUUUGGGCUGGAACGGCUGGAGAAGCUGCCAAGCCUGUCCAUGGAGGGGCAGCUGCCGGUCGGACCCCUACCGUAGUGGACUAUCCUGGACCGGAUGAGACAGAGGAGGCUCAGCGCCGCUUCCAUCGGGUUCACUCUGAGGGUUCUCCAGCCCGUU